Messenger RNA from Ziziphus jujuba (common jujube), 537 nucleotides. RefSeq lists its product as uncharacterized. The transcript has a single exon. Lineage: Eukaryota; Viridiplantae; Streptophyta; Magnoliopsida; Rosales; Rhamnaceae. The record is from RefSeq and is a predicted model, not a curated record. Bases 1 to 537 code for a protein of 178 amino acids.
AUGGGUAAUUGUCGUUCAUGUCAGUCAACCUCCAUAGCCAUAUCAUCAAAUGUAAAGCUGAUUCUUCAAGACGGACAGCUUCAAGAAUUCUCACACCCUGUUAAGGUCUCCCAAGUACUUCAAAACUAUAGCUCUCCCAGCUGUUUUAUAUGUGACUCCGAUGAUAUGGAGGUUGGAGAGUUUGUUUGUGCACUGAAUGGAGACGAAGAGCUUCAGGUGGGUCAGCUGUACUUCGUGUUGCCAUUGAAGCUGUUGAAAUCUCCAUUUCAAGCCAAGGACAUGGCUGCUUUGGCUGUUAAGGCUAGUUUGGCAAUUGAAGGGAGAUGCUGUCGGCGUCCAUUGAAAGGGGCUGAUCCUUUAGUGUUUAACACCAAGAUGGAUGCCAAGAAGGGUCGGAGUUCGGUUGAUAUUGAACAUAUACGUAGGGGCGGCAGCAGUGCAGGCGGCCAUGGCGGUGGAGUUGUGAGAGAAAGAAAAAGGACAGGUGGUGGCCGGGGACAUGGUUUUAUAACAACAUUGAGCGUAAUUGUUGAGUAG